Paramecium sonneborni is the source of this 1044-nucleotide messenger RNA. The record is from the annotation of a GenBank genome assembly. Lineage: Eukaryota; Ciliophora; Oligohymenophorea; Peniculida; Parameciidae.
CUUACUUUCUAUGUUAAAAGAUUUCUAAAAAUUUUAGAUUGUGAAUCAACAAGAGAAAAUUGAUAAUGAAUGUUUUAAAUGUUUUACAAUCAAUCAUGAUUCAACAAUUUUGAUUGGGUGUAGUACAUGGACACUCAUAUAUAUCUAUUCAAUCUUAAAAGAUGGUCAGCUAAUUAAUACAUAAAAGAUAUUAGAUUAAGAAUUAUUACUUAUCAAUUAAGUCAAAUUUAUGAGUUCAGGCAAAACAUUCAUAACUAUGGGGUAUGGUAUAAGUUUUUGGACAUUAAAUGAAAACAACGUUUGGGAAAAAGGGAAUAUUAUUUAAUUAGAAGUAAGAAUAUCAUAUCUUAUAUUCACCAAAGAUGAAAAAAAAAUAAUAGUUUCUUUAGAGGGAUCUUUAUAAUUUUGGAGUAAGGAAAAGUAAACCUAAUAAUGGAAAACCUAGUAUUAAUUAAAUUUAAAUGAAAAAACCACUAGUAUGAGUUUAAAUGAAUCAGAAAAAGAAUUAGUUAUUGGAAUGGAAGGAUUAAUACUUUUAGCAAGAUGUUUCAAUAAUUAUAAAUGGCAUUUCUGUUACAAAAUAAAAACACUAAGUUGUUCAAUAUGGAAGAUGGUUACUUUUUUAGAUUAAAGUAUGUUUGUAUCCCAACCAAGCAAUUAUGAAAAUUUAAGCCAAUAUCAAUGGAAUAAGUGGGAUCAGAAAUUGAUUAGAGUAAUUAAAAUAGGAUUAGGAAGGUUAGCUGAUUUGAGUCGUGAAAAUUCUAUCAGUUUUGAAAAGGAGGGACAAUUAUUGUUUCAUAAAUUUCAUAAAACAUUACGAAUAUUUAGUUUUCAUAAUAGAGAAUUAGUGUUAUAGUAAUCGAUAACAUUUAGUAGUUGUGAACAUAAUUUUUAUAAUUCCAGAGAUUGUAGAUUCUUGAUAGUAAGGAAUGGUAGAGGAAUAGGGUUUUCUACUUGGCAUAGAUGACUAUCAUAUAAUGGAUAGAAAAUUGUGAAUGUUUUUAUUAGAAUGAAUAUUAUGAUAUGGGAUAUAUAUUAAAUAGG